This is a messenger RNA of Ricinus communis (castor bean), 1492 nucleotides long. Its product is annotated as DDRGK domain-containing protein 1. The record is from RefSeq and is a predicted model, not a curated record. The coding region runs from base 211 to 1113 and encodes 300 amino acids. Lineage: Eukaryota; Viridiplantae; Streptophyta; Magnoliopsida; Malpighiales; Euphorbiaceae. The transcript is spliced from 9 exons.
UCGACCAACGCCGAAACAUCCAAGAACAUGAUAGACAACGUCGUCGUUUCGUUUUAGUUCUGAAAGCUACGAGAAUAAACCACGUCGUUUCAUCCAGGUCCAUGGUUACAAAAUAGUUUUUCUCCUCUGCUACAAACUUUUCUUCUACAAUCUCACAUCAAACUUCACUUGUUUCAGAGGAUCAACAAUCAAAAAAGAAAGGAUUUGAAAAUGGAGGAAUUAUUUGUUGCAAUUAUCUCAAUGCUACUUGUUAUUUCUCUGAUUCCGUUAUAUAUAUGGAAACGCCGUCAAGAUUCUCGAUCAGCUGACCUGCAUCAAGAAGACCCUCAGGUUCCACAGAGGGAAAAUGUGGUGCGCGCCACUGGUGCUCGCCGAAUGCGUAGAAGACCUGCAGCUGGUGCUGCUAGCAGCUCAUCUAGACCUGCCGAAGCACCUCUUGAAGAAACUUUUGAUGAAAGUGAUGAUGAAGCUGCUGCCGAUGAACAAUACGAGGCUAGAGGUUCACGAAAGAAAGACAAGAAGCGGCAAGAGCGGGAAGCUCAAAGACAGGCUGAGGAAGCUGCUCGUGGAUCAAGGCAGACUAAGCAAGAUCGCUAUGCAGAAAUGCGGAGAAGGAAGGAUGAAGAGCAUGAGGCAAAGGAGCGUAUGCUGGAAGAAGAAGCCAAGGCUCGGAAGGCCAAAGAGGAGGAAGCCGCUGCAUUAGAGUUUGAAAAAUGGAAAGGGGAGUUUUCGGUUGAUGCUGAAGGAGCAACAGAAAGUGAAGCUCAAGAUGGAAAUCAGGGUUUGCUAUCUGAGUUUGUGGAAUACAUAAAGAAACAGAAAUGUGUUCCCUUGGAAGAUCUUGCUGCAGAGUUUACAAUGAGGACCCAGGAAUGUAUUAAUAGGAUAACCUCCCUGGAAAGUAUGGGGCGACUCUCUGGUGUUAUGGAUGAUAGAGGGAAAUAUAUAUACAUAUCUCAGGAUGAAAUGAAAGCUGUUGCUGACUAUAUUAAGCGUCAAGGGAGGGUUAGCAUCUCACAUCUUGCCAGCAAGUCCAACCAGUUUAUAGAUUUAGAGCCGAAAACACAGUUUGUUGAGGAAAUUAUCAAUACAGAUGAGAUGACUGCUGCUUGACUCUGCCUGUCUCCAUUUUGCUUCUUAUCUGAGAGAAAGUUGCACUUGGGACUCAAUCCAAAGUAGAGGUAGAGGUAGAAAUUGACAAUACAUUGUGUAAAUAUCAAGAAAGCAAAGAAGACCAUGAAAAGCUCUCCAUAUCCACUAAGAGUGGGUUUGACAUGGGAAGGUUUACCAGGAUGUGGUUGUGAGCUAAAUACGAUUAUGUUCAAUGGAAGGAGACCUUUUGACAUCUAAGUGGGCAGGGAACUAAAUAUGAAAAAUUUCUUCUUUCUCAAUGGUUGUCGUCUUUGUAUAUCAUUGCCACACAAUGAAAUGGCUCACUUUUAUGAAUUUGGCCGAAUUCAGUUAGACUCUAUAAAUUCUCACUGUUCUGAUA